AUGGCUCGCACUAAGCAAACCGCCCGUAAGUCCACUGGAGGCAAGGCGCCCCGUAAGCAGUUGGCCACCAAGGCCGCCCGCAAAAGCGCCCCGGCCACCGGCGGCGUGAAGAAGCCUCACCGCUACCGGCCCGGCACCGUGGCGCUGCGGGAGAUCCGGCGCUACCAGAAGUCCACUGAGCUGCUGAUCCGCAAACUGCCCUUCCAGCGGCUGGUGCGGGAGAUCGCUCAGGACUUCAAGACGGACCUGCGCUUCCAGAGCUCGGCCGUCAUGGCCCUGCAAGAGGCGAGCGAGGCCUACCUGGUGGGGCUGUUCGAGGACACCAACCUGUAUCUCAUUUUUGUGGAAAUGUCUGGUCGUGGCAAAGGGGGUAAAGGCCUUGGCAAGGGUGGUGCUAAGAGGCACAGGAAGGUUCUGCGUGAUAACAUCCAGGGCAUCACUAAGCCCGCUAUUCGUCGUCUUGCCCGUCGUGGCGGGGUUAAGCGGAUCUCUGGACUAAUCUACGAGGAAACUCGCGGGGUGCUUAAGGUUUUCCUGGAGAACGUAAUUCGGGACGCCGUCACCUACACGGAACACGCCAAGAGGAAGACAGUUACCGCCAUGGAUGUCGUGUACGCUCUCAAACGGCAGGGCCGUACUCUUUACGGCUUUGGCGGUUAAAGACUUUAGC
Molecule: messenger RNA, 670 nt
Organism: Tachyglossus aculeatus (Australian echidna)
Lineage: Eukaryota; Metazoa; Chordata; Mammalia; Monotremata; Tachyglossidae
Product: histone H3-like
Exons: 2
Coding region: 1-660 (219 amino acids)
Cellular component (GO): nucleosome
Molecular function (GO): structural constituent of chromatin; DNA binding; protein heterodimerization activity
Source: RefSeq, a predicted model, not a curated record